AUGCACUCUUCAGCGGAGUCCACGACAAUAUGGGCAGUGAUCUCGCUGGCCCUCGCGCUACUCGGAGCGCUGCAAACAUUGGAUCUGGGUGCGAAGUGGAAGAAUGCGGCGCGUCUCGAGAAGCUUGCGUAUCCAGAACGCGUCCAGUACAGCUGGCAGGGUAAGGAUAAGCCGCAGGAGUUGCCAGUCCACAUCCCUCAAGCGGCCAUGAACAUCGAGUGGCCGGAUGACGAGUUAUAUGGGAUCUACCAGGACGAGGAGUGGGCCAGCAUAUUCCCCAAAUCGAACGGCUGGGUCGCUCUUGGGCCAGAGCGCGAGCUCUUCGUCGUCAGCAUGUUCCACCAGAUGCACUGCCUGGACGCCCUUCGUUAUGGAUACGCCGCCGCGAAGCACGGGUAUUUGCAAUAUCCCGGAAACGGGACGGGGGUCGAGCAUCAUGUCAACCAUUGUCUUGUCUACCUGCGCGAGAUCAUCUUGUGUGGCGCGGACACGACACUCGAGUACGGGGAGCUUGCGAAGGACGCCACCGGCAAAGUAAUGCACGGCGCAAGCGGGCUCGACGUCAUGCACAAGUGCAAGGACUGGACCGCCAUCAGAGCUUCCUUAGACGAGAAUUUUGAGGGACGACUGGCGCGCGGGGAGGUGACACCGGAUGGACAGGAGAUUCUUCAAGGUUAUUAA
Molecule: messenger RNA, 681 nt
Organism: Peniophora sp. CBMAI 1063
Lineage: Eukaryota; Fungi; Basidiomycota; Agaricomycetes; Russulales; Peniophoraceae
Source: the annotation of a GenBank genome assembly